AUUUUGGGACAAAGAAAUUGACAUAUCACCAAUUUUAAGUACAAGUGAUUGAAAUAAUGUGUAACCAAAUCAUCUGCACAAGUUAAUAGUACUGUAGCAUCUAAUCUCUACAAUCUUAGACUUUUCAACACAUAAUUAUAUAUCAUUAUCUGAAAUAAAGUUUGAUAUUAUCUAGAAACACAUGGACCAGUUUUUUUUUUUUGGAGAGAACACAUGGACCAGUUUAGCCGUGCAGUAUUUUAUACAUUUCAUUAAUCUAUUAUUAAUGAUUAAAUGACCAAAGAUGCUCUUAAUUACAUUGACUUUGACUUACAAAUAAUGAUGUUCUAGCCAACCCAUGAUACAAUAAAAUCAUACAAUAAGCCAAAUGAAACACACCAAAUCUGAACACAAAAAAACGUUGAAAAAAUGACCACAAUGUCCCUUUUUUCUCUCUCUCCUGAUUUCCCACUUCUAAAUUCCAAGCUCCCCUGUUUCUGAAAACAGAGCAACCAAAAACAGAGCAAAAACCACCCAAUUCAACAUACAAAAUGACAAAAUUACCCUUUACACCCACCAAAUUCCUCCCCCAUUUACCCUUUAUCAUCCUCACCCUCCUACCCUUUUUGGUAAUUUCACAAUCUGAUCAACAAACUCUGUUGAAAAUCAAGGAGCAAUGGAACAGUCAACCACCAACAGACUCAUGGACUUCCAAUACAUCCUAUUGUCAUUGGCCUGGAAUCAUUUGCACCGGUGGCGAAACCGUAACCGGAAUCUCCCUUAAUAGCCAAAACAUCGAAGGCGAAAUCCCUCCAUCCAUUUGUGAUCUCAAGAAUCUCACUCUUCUUGAUCUUGGAAACAAUAGUAUCAUAGGUAACUUUCCUACAUUUUUAUACAAUUGUACCAAGCUCCAAACUUUAGACCUUUCUCAAAAUUACUUUGUUGGGAAAUUACCAAAUGACAUAAAUAAGCUUUCUCCUAAUCUUCAAUACUUAAUCAUUAGUGCUAACAAUUUCACUGAUGAUAUUCCAUCUUCAUUAGCCCAACUUAAAGGGUUGAUCAAAUUGUACUUUGAUUCCAAUUUAUUUAAUGGAACAUUCCCUUUUGAGUUGGGACAGUUGGAAAAUCUUGAGGAAUUGGUGUUAGCUUUCAACCCUUUUUCCCCUAACAAAUUACCCAAAGAAUUUGGGAUGCUUAAGAAGUUGAAGUUCCUUUGGAUGACUCAAUGCAAUUUGAUUGGUGAAAUUCCAAUUGAUUUUGCCAAAUUAACUAGCCUUGAGCAUUUAGACUUGGUUCAGAAUAGCUUAGUGGGUGAGAUUCCAAGUGGGUUGUUCUUGCUCAAAAACUUGACUAAAUUGUAUUUGUACAAGAAUAUGAUUUCUGGGGGAUUGCCAACUUCAAUCGAAUCGUUGAAUUUGGUGGAAUUGGAUUUAUCACAGAAUAACAUGACAGGAGUAAUCCCUGAUGAUAUUGGUAAACUGCAAAGUUUAACAGUAUUGAAUUUGUUUCAGAACCAAUUUCAUGGACCAAUACCAUCAAGUAUUAGUCUACUUCCUAUGCUGACAACACUGAGGGUGUUCAUGAACCGGUUAUCUGGCACCCUUCCACCGGAAAUGGGCCUACACUCGGAACUCACGAGUUUCGAGUUGUCUGACAAUGCAUUCACAGGCCAACUGCCUGAGAAUCUGUGCUACAAUGGGAAGUUGAUGGGUGUUGUGGCAUUCAACAACUAUCUAAACGGAACGAUUCCAAGAUCUCUCGGCCAAUGCAGCUCUUUAUACGUAGUUGAAGUGUACAACAACAGCUUGACAGGAAAAGUUCCUGCAGGGUUAUGGACUUUGCCUAAUAUGAUGUUUAUGCAGCUUAGCAACAACCAAUUUUCAGGCCGACUUCCUGAGAAAUUGGCUGCAAAUGUGAGCCUAGUCGAGCUGAGCAACAACAAGUUUUCUGGCAAGCUUCCAUCAAGUAGUGUAAGCACUUGGAAGAGUUUACAGAAGUUUAAAGCAAGCAACAAUAUGAUCACAGGUACUGUUCCAUUGGAAUUAACUAGCCUUUCGAAUCUUAACACUCUCUUGCUUGAUGGGAAUCAACUGUCAGGUGAACUUCCUUCUGAAAUUAUCUCAUGGCAGAGUUUAAAUAGCUUAGAUCUCUCUAAUAACGAGCUUUCUGGUUCGAUUCCUUCUGUUCUUGGUUCUUUACCUGUUCUUACUUAUCUUAAUCUGUCUAAUAAUCAAUUUUCCGGCCAAAUUCCACCUGAAGUUGGUCAAUUAAGGCUUACUUCACUCGACUUUUCCUCGAAUAAGCUUACUGGGGAUAUCCCAGUUGGGCUUGAUAAUAGAGCAUAUGAGGAUAGUUUUUUGAAUACUCACUUAUGCUCAAAUACCGGAUUCUUAGACCUUCCAAAAUGCUCGAAACAUCAGAGAAAACCAAACCUGUCAUCCAAAUAUCUUGUCUUGAUCAUAGUCCUUGCAAUGGUUGCCUUGCUAGCAACUUUAUACUACACUGUGUUCAUUAUCAAGGAAAUCCGACAAAGAAAGAACAAGGAAGAACUUGAUAGAAGUACAUGGAAAUUGACCUCUUUUCAUAGACUGCAGUUCACAGAAGAGAAAAUUAUUGCCAGCUUAACUGAGAAACAUGUGAUUGGGUCUGGAGGAUCAGGGACAGUUUACUGGAUCCCCGUUAACCAAUCAGGAGAUGCUGUCGCGGUUAAGAGGAUAUGGAGCAACAAGAAGAUGAGCAACAACUUGGAUAAAGAGUUCCUUGCUGAGGUUCAGGUUCUCGGUACUAUAAGGCAUACCAACAUAGUGAAGUUACUUUGCUGUAUUUCAAGUGAAAACUCGAAAUUGCUCGUGUAUGAGUAUAUGCAGAAUCAAAGCUUGGAUAAAUGGAUCCGUGAAAGUAAUAGGCAAACUGUUACAUCAAAGAAUGGCUCGGUUAAUCAAGCAGUUUUGGACUGGCCUACUAGAUUGAAAAUUGCUAUUGAUGCUGCUCAAGGAUUAAGUUAUAUGCACAAUGAUUGUUCACCUCCUAUAGUUCACAGGGAUGUAAAAUCCAGUAACAUUCUGCUAGACUCAAAAUUUAAUGCCAAAAUCGCUGAUUUCGGGCUAGCAAAGAUACUGGCUAAACCAGGAGGAGAGCCUUACACAGUGUCUGCUGUUGCUGGAUCAUUUGGUUACAUGGCUCCAGAAUACUGUUACACAACCAAGGUGAAUGAGAAGAUUGAUAUCUACAGCUUCGGGGUAGUACUACUCGAGCUAGUGACAGGAAAAGAACCCCACAUCGGAGAUGAGCACACAAACCUUGCAGAGUGGGCAUUGAGGCAUUACAACGAAGAACAUCCAAUCAAAGAUGUCUUCGAUAAGAAAGUGCAAGAGCCUUGUUAUAUAGAAGAGAUGACCAAUGUGUUUAAGAUAGGGUUGAUGUGCACCAGUGCAUCACCAGCCUUUAGGCCAUCUAUGAAGGAAGUUUUGCAGAUGCUUCAACGACAUAUCAGUCUAGACGGUAUUGGAGUAGCAAAGACAAAGAAUGAUCGCGAUGUUUCCCCUCUUUUUGGGGGUGAAAAUUACAUCUCUAGUUGUAAGAAUAGCAAGAGGACAGUAGAAGAUAGCUAUGACAUGGUUUGAGUUUGUAACUAUAGUGCGAGUUUGCUGUAUUUCUGUAGGAUAACCAAUUAUACUGUAAAUGUAGGACAACAGUUUCACAUAUAUACGAGUAGUUACAGUUAUCAUUGUAGUCUCUUGGGAGGUUUUUAUCAAAGCCUGCAUUCUGUUCUCAGCUACCAUUGUGGCGAAACAAGUUAUAUAAUACGAAGUAAUUAGAAAUA
Messenger RNA from Chenopodium quinoa (quinoa), 3802 nucleotides. Its product is annotated as receptor-like protein kinase HSL1. NCBI's taxonomy places the organism in Eukaryota, Viridiplantae, Streptophyta, Magnoliopsida, Caryophyllales, Amaranthaceae. The transcript is spliced from 2 exons. Gene Ontology annotation, biological process: protein phosphorylation. The record is from RefSeq and is a predicted model, not a curated record. Gene Ontology annotation, molecular function: ATP binding; receptor serine/threonine kinase binding; protein kinase activity. The coding region runs from base 531 to 3602 and encodes 1023 amino acids.